Molecule: messenger RNA, 1317 nt
Organism: Dichotomopilus funicola
Lineage: Eukaryota; Fungi; Ascomycota; Sordariomycetes; Sordariales; Chaetomiaceae
Product: RNA-splicing factor
Exons: 1
Coding region: 1-1317 (438 amino acids)
Biological process (GO): mRNA splicing, via spliceosome
Cellular component (GO): U2-type spliceosomal complex
Source: RefSeq, a predicted model, not a curated record
AUGGGUUCGGGAGACUUGAACAUGAAAAAGAGUUGGCAUCCCCAGCGAUCGGGGAAUGUCGCCGCCACUCAUAAAGCCGAAGCCGAAGCGAUCGCAGAACGCAAGAAGUUGCAACAGCGCCUCCAAGAAAUUGAAGAGGAGCGAAAGAAGGAAGAAAUCCAAAAGGCGCUGGAGGCCGCGGGGGGCAAGCCAAGACUACAGAGGGUAGAGUGGAUGUACUCCGGUCCGACCGACGGGCAGGCAGGCGACGCGGCCGAGAACGAAGCAUACUUGCUGGGGAAACGGCGGAUCGAUAAACUCUUGCAAGACAACGAUGUGAAGAAGCUGCAGAAGUCGACACAGGACUCGGCUGGGGCUGCUCCGGUUCCCGCAAUCGCCAACGCCCGGGAUGUGGCCACCAAGAUCAGGGAGGAUCCGAUGCUGGCGAUCAAGCGGCAGGAACAGCAGGCUUACGAGGCGAUGAUGAAGGACCCCAUUAGGAGGCGACAGUUGUUGGCGUCGAUGGGCAUUGAUGAUACACAGGACAAGUCCAAACGCAAGGAAGAGCGGCGGCACAAGCAUCGGCAUACACACCGUUCACACAGGCACCGGGAUGAGAGGGAAAGUGACAAGUAUUCGCGUCGGCAUAGAUCCGAUUCGAGGGACAGGUCGAGGAGCCCGAGGAGGCGCGACUCAGUGGAGGAUGACAGGAGGCGACGGAGGAGGGAUUCCCGUGAUCGCAGGCGGGAGAAGUCGGUGUCUACCGACUCUCGGGAUCGGAGUAGCGAGGAUAGGAGGGACAAGCGGGAUACGCGAGAUCGUCGGAGUAGGAGCCGCGACGGCGUGCACAAAGAUAGGCGGUCACGAGUUGCAUCCCGGUCGGCAUCCCCACCACGACGAAGGAGAGAUUACUCGGCUGAUAGACAUGACCGGGGGAAACGGGAACAAUCAGGGGAACGCAGCGGAGGGUACAACCCUCGCAGUGGCAACUCUUACAACAAAUCGCGCAAGUACGACGAUGACCGCCACGACCGCGCUCCACCACGACAAGACAGGCACCCCCAACGUCCCUCGAGCGGCGCUACCGCAGACAGGGAGAAGGCCGCGCAAGAAGAGCGCGCCCGCAAGCUGGCGGCCAUGCAGGAAGCUGCCACGGAUCUUGACAAGGACCGCGAGCAACGGUUGGCGCUCCUAGCGGAUCAAGAGCGGGCAGAACAAGAGUCGGACGACCGCGCGCGGCAGCGCAACAAGCGGUUUGGAGGGGAUGCUGGGUUCAUGAACGACCUCCAUAGUCGGGCGGCCGAGUUGAAGGUUGCUGAUCGGGCUGGGAGGAGGUAA